Messenger RNA from Morchella importuna, 471 nucleotides. RefSeq lists its product as uncharacterized. The coding region runs from base 1 to 471 and encodes 156 amino acids. Lineage: Eukaryota; Fungi; Ascomycota; Pezizomycetes; Pezizales; Morchellaceae. The record is from RefSeq and is a predicted model, not a curated record. The transcript is spliced from 14 exons.
AUGGUCGCCGCCGGAAAUCUCACAUUUAAAACCUGGGCCAGAUCAUUACACCACUUAAGCUCCCGCGGUUCUGCUAUACCAUCUCGUUUUAUCUCUCCUCUCCUCGUCCGGCCUAUUAGCUUACUAGACUGGGUAUCCCUCGCCAGGUUCAGCGAAGCCUCGCACAAGCACCGUUGUACCAAGAGAAGUCUUUAUAUCAAUAGCUCCCACCUUACUGUUCGUACUACUAGCAGGACCGUCUGCAUAUUCACUGCUGACGUCAAUUGGUGCCGGGGCCGUUCGGUCCUUGAGUUAUCCAUCAGUCUGAUUAAUCCCUCUAUUACAAGGGGGCGCAGUGCUCGAUAUUCUUCUCAAUAUAUUUCGCUCAACACCGGGGGGAAACCAAGAUACAUGUCGUUCUACAUUCAUGUUACUACAGGCAGAAAUGUAGAGUUCGCUCUAAUUAAAACCGAGAGCAUCAAGGGCAUCUGA